This is a messenger RNA of Microdochium trichocladiopsis, 399 nucleotides long. RefSeq lists its product as uncharacterized. Lineage: Eukaryota; Fungi; Ascomycota; Sordariomycetes; Xylariales; Microdochiaceae. The coding region runs from base 1 to 399 and encodes 132 amino acids. The transcript has a single exon. The record is from RefSeq and is a predicted model, not a curated record.
AUGGUUCACGUGACCAUGAACGAUCCUGCUGGGAGCAAGUCAUUCCCAAAGUACGAGGAUGUCAUCGAGGCCUUUAACGUGAUUAUGAGUCACAGUCCCCCAGGCAACUCCGAAAUCGCAUCGAUUGGUUGGAGUUGCUUCUUCCCUAUCGAUGAGCCAAUGCUCCAGAUCGAAAGAGGAGAACUGAGCUGGAAUGAAGCCAUCAGAGGUCAUCUCCAGUCUCCUCGACCAGCAACUGGCCAUUUGCUGCUCAAUGCGAAUGUCAGUUACGAAGUGCUCCGCCCCAACGGCCCGGCGUUCAACCUGUUCACUCAAGCGGCUUUAUACAACAUGCACACCUUACACAAGAACAUGCCCAAGCUUUGGACUCGCCGUUGUCAGCGAAAUUGUCCUUGGUAG